Molecule: messenger RNA, 885 nt
Organism: Pestalotiopsis fici W106-1
Lineage: Eukaryota; Fungi; Ascomycota; Sordariomycetes; Amphisphaeriales; Sporocadaceae
Exons: 1
Coding region: 1-885 (294 amino acids)
Biological process (GO): regulation of transcription by RNA polymerase II
Molecular function (GO): DNA-binding transcription activator activity, RNA polymerase II-specific
Source: RefSeq, a predicted model, not a curated record
AUGAACUCGUCCCAGUACUUUGGAUACCCCAAACUUUGGCAAGAAAAGGUCCCACAAAUGGCAUUCAGGGUCCCUAGUCUACUUCAUCUGGUCUUGGCUUUUUCAGCUUUGCACAUGGCCUUGAUGCGACCUGACGAAGCACAUAGAUACGAAAGACUUGCCGAUGCACAUCACGCCUUGGGAGUGCCGCCUGUCACUCGGCUGAUAAGAGACAUCAAUAAAGAAAACGCCCCCAUACUGUUCAUUGCCAGCAAUCUCAUCUGCAUCUCCACCUUUGCAAGGCGGCCGGCUCCAGGCCACCUGCUCAUCAUUGCUGAAGGGUCCGAGGUUCCAUGGUUGAACUUGUUCCGUGGUGUGCGGUUUGUGAUUGAGACAAUGGGCGUCGAAGCCAUAUUCAGGCCUCUAGGUAGUAUGGGUGCCUGUUUUCAAGCUGGCAACUAUUCACAUCUCCAAUGCGAUACCAAGCCAGUACUGUGGGAAGCGCACUUUGAAUCACUAUCAAGCCUUGUCUCGGAGUCUGAGCCUUCUGAGCAAGAGACAUACCGAUAUGAACUCGAGUCCUUGAGUACAUGUUUCUCUGCUGCGUUUGGUACAGUAGAGACGGCCAGGAAAAUGGACGGCUCCCACUUCAAGUCGGUGACGAGAUGGCUUUACGAUCUACAUGAUGAUUAUAUCACAUGCCUGCAAGGAAAGCAAACCACUGCUCUGAUAAUACUUGCACACUUCAUGGUGGCACUUCGUAGCAUAGAGCAUGGACCAUUUGGAAGGGGGUGGAGUUGGCAUGUGCUAAAGGAGAUCAAAGGUCUUUUGGAUAUCCAAGACAUAUCCUGGUUGACAUGGCCAAUAGAACAAGUAAAGGAGUGGGACCACCUGAGUGGGCAUUGA